Oryctolagus cuniculus (rabbit) is the source of this 1293-nucleotide messenger RNA. RefSeq names its product ESX homeobox 1 (gene ESX1). The record is from RefSeq and is a predicted model, not a curated record. Gene Ontology annotation, biological process: regulation of transcription by RNA polymerase II. Gene Ontology annotation, molecular function: DNA-binding transcription factor activity, RNA polymerase II-specific; RNA polymerase II transcription regulatory region sequence-specific DNA binding. Lineage: Eukaryota; Metazoa; Chordata; Mammalia; Lagomorpha; Leporidae.
GAGCCACUGUCACCCGCACCACGGUUGCACAUACACGCCCUAUUUUAUUUGCACGCCGCGAACGCAUCCCAACGGGUGUGCCUCAUAACAACUUAGAUACAGUAAAUGCCACUGAACGCCCGUGUUUGCCCUUGAAACCUGAGCGGGGCACCGUACCGGGCCUAUAUAAGGGCCGCAAGUUCCAGCCGGCGCCACAAAGAGGUUCCAGCGCAGCAAGCGACCAGGCAGCUGACUCCCAGCCGGAGUCCCGCUUAAGCUCACAGCUUCAUCGACAGCACUGCGGCAUGGAGCCUGAGUCCAAUUGCAGCCAGUGGGACCCUGGCUCAGGCAGCUUGGUAACCAUCAAGCAAGAAGAAGAACUACCUGACGAGCAGCCUACCACCGUGACCUCGGUGAUUCCAGAGGCAGGUGACCGCCAGGAGGAUGCAGAGUCCGAACUCGAGCGCAGAGCAGCAGUGGAAAACUGCUUUGGCGUGGGAAGAUACGGCCUCUGGGGCGACCAAGAGGAGCAGGGGCUGCAGCAGCCAGCCCCCGCGACCCCCAUGGCCGCCGAGGCUCCGGAGGCGGCCGCGGAGGCGGCCGCGGAGGCGCCAGAGUUACCGGAGAGGAAGCAGCGCCGCUAUCGCAACGUGUACACCCAAGUGCAGGUGCAGGAACUGGAGCACUUUUUCCGCCGCAUUCAGUACCCCGACGUGUUCGCUCGCGCGGAGCUUGCAGGACGCCUGAAUUUGACUGAAGCCAGAGUGCAGGUUUGGUUUCAGAACAGAAGGGCCAAGUGGAGACGCCAGCAGAGGGCACACAUGCUGAGAAACAUGGCCCCUUUUGUCCUGGGCCACCCUAUGGGGCUAUUCUUCGAGGGGCCUUACAAUGCCAUCCCUUUUCUGGAGCCUGCAUGGAGAUGUGUUCCUAUGAUGCCACGCCCUCCUGGGCCACCACCUAUGCCACCACCCCACCACCGGCCUCCGGCGCCUAAUGGGGCACCACCUGUGAUGCCUAUGCUACACAGGCCACCUAUACCACCCUUUGGCCUGGCCCCUGUAGGUGUGGCAUGGGCCCCUAUUUUCAAUGGCCAUUUUGCAGGUCCCAUUUUCUAGAGUGCAAUAUUCAUGACAGUUUUUCCAAAGUUGUGUGUGUGUGUGUGUUCAUUUUGUUGUUUUUGCCAGAUAUCAAUUUUGCAUAGGCUGGUACCCAGAGUAAGUCAUCAAAUUCCUGGUAAAUGAAUGUAAAUGAAUUAAAUAUGUAAGCAAAGUUGAUGCACUGUUGUUUUUAUAGUUAAAGAUUGUAUUUUCAAUA